Amborella trichopoda is the source of this 984-nucleotide messenger RNA. Lineage: Eukaryota; Viridiplantae; Streptophyta; Magnoliopsida; Amborellales; Amborellaceae. The record is from RefSeq and is a predicted model, not a curated record.
AUGGGGAUAGGUGGUUUUCCAGUGGACGGAGAAGACGAGAUUCCGAUGAGAGGGGAGGUUCUAUAUUGCUGGGUUUUUAUUCGAGGAGUCGAGAACCUCUAUGCAUGGAUGGACUACGAAGCCAUCGGGCAGAGGGCCAUGGAGCUUCUCAUCGAUGAGAGGCACUAUGGAUUUGUAGAGAGGAUCAUGGAGAGUUACCAUUCUCCUCGUGGCUAUCUGUUGUCACAGCUAAAAUAUGCUUCAGAGAUUGUUUCUCAAAAAGCUAGAAGUCUUAACCUGCCACCAGGCCCACGCCGGUUUCCGGUGAUCAGGAACCUGCAUCAGCUCGGGAAGCUGCCCCAUCAAUCCCUAGCUCGCCUCUCGCAACAGUAUGGUCCACUCAUGUUCAUAAAGGUGGGUAGAGUCCCUACCAUUGUGGUUUCCUCUGCAGAGACUGCUAAGGAGAUUCCAAAGAUUUGCGUUCUUGAGCUGCUCAGUACAAAGAAGGUACAGAGCUUCCAGUCAGUAAGAGAAGACGAGGUGGCUUCCAUGGUUAGUACCAUCUCUGGUUUGUCUCAUGGUGACCUUGUGAAUUUGAGUAAGAUGUUCUAUACUUUGACUAACUGCAUAAUUUGUAAAGUGGCUCUGGGCCACUCUGAAAGAGAUCAAACUGAAUACAGACUUUACAAGAUUGUACAGGAAUUGAAUUCCAUAUUGAGAAGCUUCUUUGCUGCUGAUUUAUUUCCAUCAAUGGGGUGGGUGGAUGUCUUCACUGGAAUUCGGGCCAGGAUCAAGAAGAACUUUCGAGAGCUGGACAGCUUCCUCGACGAAGUGAUUCAAAACCACAGGUACAAAGGGGUUCUUGAGCCAACAACUGCGAACAAAGACUUUGUGGACAUUUUACUGCAAGCUCAAAAGGAUUAUAGCCUGGAUAUUCCUCUCACAAUGGAUAACCUCAAAGCUAUUAUACCGGUCAUCUUCCACCCAAAAAUUUGUUUUCCCUGA